AUGAACCAUGAACCCUUGGAGGGUGCCAGGGUGGACCACGUUUCCGCCACGCAGCACGCUGCAUCAGAGCAUCAAGCGCAGAGGCAGGCACGUCAUUCCGGGGUUCCGCAGCUUCCGCUCGCCUCUCAACGGGGUCCGCGAGAAGAGGCGAGGAGAGGCAACGUGGGCGUCGAGGGCGUCGAGGGCGUCGUGGGCGUCGUGGGCGUCGUGGGGAGCUGCGAGCAGGGUUCAUGUUCGGAAUCAGGAGAGGGCCACGAGAUUCCCCAGCCAAUGUUAAAGUCCCUCGCAUCUCAGCUUACCGGAUGUAGUAGGAGGCUCAAGCUUCAUAUUGGCCAGUAUACGAUCGACCAGGCUGCGCACUACUCAAGCAGUACAUGUAAGCUCAAGUGCUCUUUUGACGUGUUGGAACUUGGAAGCCAGGGACCAGUGUCUGCCUUGUGUUCACUGUUCACGGUCAUGAACGUCCCUUGGGCGCCGGGGCGGGACAGUCUCCGUAAUAGUGGCACGCUGGGCCACACGCAGAGAACUCUUCGCGAUCGCGACUAUUCUGGAGAUUAUUUCCCAGUCGUCCCCAGAGGACCCAGGGACCAGGGGGUCUGCACGACCCGAAUCGGCCCCCAAAAUAGAUUUUGUCUUCCUACCAAAUCCUCCUACCCCUCUAUCCCCUCUAUCCCCUCCAUCCCCUCCAUCCCGAAGACCUGUAUCGAUGUCGAGGGCUUGCAUGAGGCGCCUUUGUCUGCUUUGACAGUUGAGGCCACAUUAACACCACGAUCCACAUCAUCUUAUAUCCUGAGCCGCUUGGGCCUCGUGGGUGUCGCGACCGCCCUAGUCGGCUCGUCUCAUGCCGCUGUAGUCCAGGACACAUCCGCCACGACCGCCACAUCCUGCGUCUCCAUAUGUGUGAGUGUGCCCAUGCCCACCCCUUUACUCUCCGUCCCCGUCCCCGUCCCCGCUCCCUCCAGUCCCCCAGCCGGCAGAAGCGGCGCCACCUCAUCACAACCCCAUCGCCCUCGCCUUACCAACAUGAAGCUUUCAACCCCCAGACACUUCAUUCUCACCUGA
Messenger RNA from Sodiomyces alkalinus F11, 1062 nucleotides. RefSeq lists its product as hypothetical. The coding region runs from base 1 to 1062 and encodes 353 amino acids. The transcript has 9 exons. The record is from RefSeq and is a predicted model, not a curated record. NCBI's taxonomy places the organism in Eukaryota, Fungi, Ascomycota, Sordariomycetes, Glomerellales, Plectosphaerellaceae.